Molecule: messenger RNA, 1317 nt
Organism: Esox lucius (northern pike)
Lineage: Eukaryota; Metazoa; Chordata; Actinopteri; Esociformes; Esocidae
Gene: fam53c
Product: family with sequence similarity 53 member C
Exons: 4
Coding region: 35-1282 (415 amino acids)
Biological process (GO): protein import into nucleus
Cellular component (GO): nucleus
Source: RefSeq, a predicted model, not a curated record
CCCCCCAACCUCCCCUGCUGCCUGCCGCCAUGCCAUGGUCACGCUGGUAGUUGAUCGUCUGCGGACACCCAGCCUGGACGGCGACCCUCACCAAACGGCCUUCAACGUCUCUUUACAGUACCCCAACAACCUAGGAGUUUGCUGGCCUACAAAUGGAUUGAUGCCUGAGAGCAGUUAUUGGCAGCUCUGCCCUCCCUCCAAGCCCGGCCUGCAGGGCGUCCUGAGCUCCAGCUUCCCCCCCGGCCCGGUCCCUCUGGCCCCCACCGAAACCCACCACCCAGAGGGGGAAGCCCUGCACCGGCCCCUGGUCCCGAGCACUUCGGUGACGGACCUGUCUUUUCCUGGUGCGCCCCCUCCCCCCCCGCCGCCCCCCAAACGCCACUGUCGCUCACUGUCCGUGCCCGAGGACCUCUCACGCUGCCGGUACACCUGGCGGCCCAGCGCCUCCCGGGUCUGGACACCUGUGAAUCGCCAGUGUCACAGUGGAGGGGGAGCGGGGGGUCCCUGUCCGCUUCGCGCCCCCAGCUCGUCCCUAAACUCCUCGCUGCACUCCUCUUCAAGUCCCACGUUCUUCAGCCUCGCCCUCUCCCCCGACUCCCCGCUGCCCUGGAACUUCCCGUGGGACCCCAGUGAACCUGCCGGAGGAGGUGCUUGCUGCUGUUUCUUCCCCUCCCCGUCGUCCUGCUCCUCCUCUCCCUCGCCACUCCACCCUCCCCCACCCCCGCAGCGGCGCUUCUCCCUGUCCCCCGUCCUCAUCAGAGAGGCCGCCGCCCAGUUCCUGCCGCCGCCGCCGGUUCCGCCCCAGCGCGCGGCGCCCCCUCCGGCUGUGCCAGCUUCACCCUCGUCUGCCUGCAGCACCCCGUCCUCGCUCCGCCGGGCCCUCCCCCCUCAGCUCCCGCGCUGCCACUCGCAGCCCUGUGACCUGCUCCUUCUCAAACCGGGCCUGAAGCGACGCCGUGACCCAGACUUACCAUUUGCCCGGCCAGUCCUGGAUUUCACCAAGAUGACUCAGACCCGCAGUACAGACCCCUUAAGCUAUAUGGAGAGGGGGCGGCUGGCUUGUGGCGGGGACGUUUGCAUGGGCCUUGAGCCUUUUUUGGGGGACUUCCGGGGGUCAUGUUCACCAGCAGAGGGUCUGGGAAGGACAAGCAUUGGACCUCUGAGUGAAAGUGACGAGGAGGGGGAAGGUGAGGAGGAGGGCCCUGACCGAGAAGAGUGUCAGCCGAGUGUCUUUGAGAGGGAUUGUACAGAACUGGAUUUGAGUCUAAUUGAGGAAAACUGAUAUUGUUAAUUGGAGACCCCCCCCCUCCCCCUCCC